This is a messenger RNA of Lates calcarifer (barramundi perch), 1188 nucleotides long. It is a transcript of the gene ppa1a, whose product is annotated as inorganic pyrophosphatase 1a. Gene Ontology annotation, molecular function: inorganic diphosphate phosphatase activity; magnesium ion binding. Gene Ontology annotation, cellular component: cytoplasm. Gene Ontology annotation, biological process: phosphate-containing compound metabolic process. The transcript has 11 exons. Lineage: Eukaryota; Metazoa; Chordata; Actinopteri; Centropomidae. The record is from RefSeq and is a predicted model, not a curated record. The coding region runs from base 13 to 879 and encodes 288 amino acids.
CCAACAACAGACAUGAGCUUUACCAUCGAGGAGAGAGGCAGGCCCAACACCCAGGAGUACAGGCUGUUUUUCAAAAACUCUGAGGGUAAAUACAUCUCUCCGUUCCAUGACAUACCCAUCUACGCAAAUGAAGCAGAGAAUAUUUUCCACGCUGUUGUAGAGGUUCCAAGAUGGACAAAUGCAAAGAUGGAGAUUGCCACCAAAGAUCCUCUCAACCCACUCAAACAAGAUGUGAAGAAGGGGAAUCUUCGUUAUGUAGCCAAUGUAUUUCCUCACAAAGGUUACAUCUGGAAUUAUGGAGCUAUUCCACAGACAUGGGAAGACCCUAACCACAAGGACGGCGACACAGGAUGCUGUGGAGACAAUGAUCCUAUUGACAUAUGUGACAUAGGAAAUAAGGUGUGCUCCCGAGGAGAGAUAAUAAAAGUGAAGGUUUUGGGGACUCUGGCUUUGAUAGAUGAGGGUGAAACUGACUGGAAGGUCAUUGUGAUCAAUACUGAGGACCCUGAAGCUAGCGACUUCAACAAUAUUGAUGAUGUGAGACGACUUAAGCCUGGAUAUUUGGAGGCAACUUUUGAUUGGUUCAAAAGAUAUAAAGUCCCUGAUGGGAAACCAGAGAACCAGUUUGCUUUCAAUGGAGAGUUCAAAGACAGGGACUUUGCCAUUAAAACAGUAAAGAGCACCCAUGAGUUUUGGAAGGCACUGAUCUCAAAGAGGACCAAUGCUGGCGAGUUAAAUUGCAUGAACACCAGCGUCUCAGACAGUCCGUUCUGCUGCUCUGCUGGAGAUGCAGAGGCUGUGGUUAACUCUGCACAUGCUUUUGGAGCUGAGGAUCCAAUUCCAAGUUCAGUUGACAAAUGGUUCUACUAUGAGAAGUAGGAGGGAAAAGCCUGAGGCAGAAACGUGAAGAUGUGACUUUUAUUCCUCCUUUUAUUCCUGUCUUCCCUAAUCUCAUCUCUAUACAUCAGAGCAGCACGUGAACUGGACAGAUUGGAUUCAUAUUGCAGAUCACAUUUUACCAGCUGUUUUGUUCACAUUUGGUUGUCUGAUGCUGUCGUCAAAACUUCCUGCUGUGAGAUUGUGGCACUUACACUCACUUUAUGCUUUGUCAUCAUUUAUGUUCUAAGAUAAUAGUCCAUAAUUUCAGGCUUGACAGAACACUAUAAUAAAUCACACUAAAUCCCCAUG